AUGCAGCUCAUGGACUUGGCAUGGCAGGUGCACCUGGGCCCAAGCUCCUUCCCGCUGCCGCCAAAAGUCAUCGAUACCCUCGAUGACACUAACAUUUUCUUGACUUCACCUCACCAUUACUCCUGGAAGCCAUGCACGCCGGUGUCAUUCGCGAUUAUGAGCAACAGCGACUGA
Messenger RNA from Parastagonospora nodorum SN15, 174 nucleotides. RefSeq lists its product as hypothetical. Lineage: Eukaryota; Fungi; Ascomycota; Dothideomycetes; Pleosporales; Phaeosphaeriaceae. The transcript is spliced from 2 exons. The coding region runs from base 1 to 174 and encodes 57 amino acids. The record is from RefSeq and is a predicted model, not a curated record.